Messenger RNA from Pocillopora meandrina, 963 nucleotides. NCBI's taxonomy places the organism in Eukaryota, Metazoa, Cnidaria, Anthozoa, Scleractinia, Pocilloporidae. The record is from the annotation of a GenBank genome assembly.
AUGUCUUUCACAACUUUAGAGACAACGAAUUUUCCUCUGUAUGCCGUGAACGUCCUAGACAAGGAUCAUUUUUUGAUCGCCGGUGGUGGAGGGGCGGCGAAGACCGGGGUCCCAAAUGCUUUGGUUUGUAUUUUCGCUCUUUACUUGUUUACACUGAUUUUUACAAAUAUUUUAUAGUUCAUGUCGUAUUGCUGUGUCUGUUUAUUAUUUUUUUUCUGUGUUUAAUCUUUUUUUUCAUGGAUUCGUCUACAUUUCAUUCGAUAAGUUGAUUCUACUCCUCGACUCAUUGUUCAAAAGAACGUACAGUUCGUGUGAUCGUGGUACUCUUCAAAUCAAAGUUUUAACUACAAGCUUUUACAGGUGUCGAGUCUUAUUUUUGCGGUGAGCAAGGGCAACGUGGGAUGAUAGUAGAUGUAAACUAUUGAGGGAAAAUCGUAUCUUUUUUGUAGGGAAAAUGUAUGUAUCAAAAGUUCCAAAAUAAUAUAUGUUUAAGUUAUAAUCGAGUUUGCAAUUAACGAGGCAAACUAACUUCAACUGUCCAUUUACAAGCUUGGUAUAUUGUACUUGUACUAAGGAAUUCUUGAUUUUGUACCAAACAGUACUGUGUGCUUUGUAUUAUUAUAACAUUCAACUUAUGCUCAAUGAGAUCAGAUUAGGCAACAGCAGAAUUUUUAUCCUGACAGCGCAGUAAUCUCUCUCUUUCUUUUUUUUUAGAAUAUUUACAAGCUUGGCCGAAACAGUAAAGAACUCAAAGCAACACUAGUCCAUAACUUUGAAGCUGGGAGGAGGCCAAUUAUGAAUUGUGCAAUUCAUCCAACAUCAAAUGUCAUUGCUGUUGGAAUGGACAAUAAAUGUCAGUUACUUGAGAUUGAUAUUAAGGAGGAAGUAAAGAACACUGAAAAAGUGAAAGGAAAAAAGUUAUUGUCAAAGAAAAGACACAAGAAUUUAUUGUCAAAGAAUUAG